AUGGCAACGCAAAACGCGACGGCGCUUCGCGCACCGCAGGUUCAGCGACGCUCGAUAGUGUCGCAGGCCGCUUCUGACGCAGCCACGGCCACGCCAGACAAAGCUAUCGCUAGGGCUCCUCCAGGCGUCCUCCGUCACACGGUCUCCGUGUUUGUCGGCGACGAGAGCGGCAUGAUCAACCGCAUCGCGGGCGUGUUCGCGCGACGCGGCUUCAACAUCGAAUCGCUCGCCGUCGGGCUGAACAAGAACAAGGCACUGUUCACCAUUGUCGUUUCCGGAUCGGAGCGCGUUCUGCAGCAGGUGAUGAAGCAGCUGUACAAGCUAAUCAACGUGCGCCAGGUGGACGAUCUGACGCACGAGAGCCGCGUGGAUCGCGAGCUGAUGCUCAUCAAGCUCGCCGUCACGCCGCAGCAGCGCUCCGAGGUGCUGGAGCUCGUGCAGAUCUUCCGCGCGCGCGUCGUGGAUGUUGCUCCCAGCUCCAUUACCGUUGAGGUGCUGGAGCUGGUGCAGAUCUUCCGCGCCGGGGUUGUGGACGUCGCUCCCAACUCGAUCACCGUUGAGGUGACAGGAGACCCCGGCAAAAUAGCUGCCUUCCAGCGCGUCACCAGCAAGUUCCCUCUCAUUCCCUCCUCCUCCCCUUUUUUAACGCAUUUUCAUCUCGCCCCGUGUCUUUUCAGGCAUUCCUUCUCUUCUUCCUCCUUUUCGCCCCUCCAGGUGACAGGGGACCCCGGCAAGAUAGCAGCCUUCCAGCGCGCCACCAGCAAGUUCCCUCUCAAGCAGCUGGCGCGCACAGGCAAGAUUGCGCUGCGGAGGGAGAAGGACGAGCGGGUGUACCUCACCACUCUGGGCGGCGAAGUGACGACGGACGUGGAGGACGACAUUGAGGCCGCCCGGCAGGCUGCUGCGCUGGCGCUGGCUGGGCGGCGAACUGUGGCAAAGCGGGGGAGUGCUGCUGCUGCCAAUGCCGACUCUGAUGGCGAUGUGUAUGCUACCCCCUCUGAUGGCGAUGCUGUGUGGUACCCGCCCGUGCUGUCGCCCACAUGGGGCAAUGAGAACCCGGAGUUCUUCGACACUAUGGAGGGCGGCUUCCAGCCUCACACGCUCUCUCUCCUCGUCUCUGACACGGCUGGUGUGCUGAAUCACAUCACGGGUGUCUUUGCUCGCCGCGGCUACAGCAUCCAGAGUCUGGCGGUGGGGCCAGCGGAGAAGCCAGGGGAGUCACGGAUCACCAUGGUGGUGCCUGGAACGGAGCAGUCCAUUGGCAAGCUUCUGCGCCAGAUUCUCAAGCUUAUUGAAGUGAUCAGCGUGGAGGAUCUGACGUACAUCCCCUAUGUGCAGCGCGAGCUGAUGCUCAUCAAGGUGGCGGCUGGGAGGGGGGAGCCUCGGCGGGAGGUGAUGGACAUUGCAUCUGUCUUCCGGGCGCGUGUGAUCGACAUCUCACGGCGAACCAUGACGCUUGAGCUCACGUGCCCGCUCAAGAAAAUGGCAGGGCUGCAGAAGCUGCUGGAAUGCAAUGCUUCAUCGCCCUUUUCUUCCUCUCCCCCGCUGCGCCUCCCCUUCCCCCCUCCUUCAGCUCACGGACACGCUCAUGAAGAUGGCUGCGCUGCGCUGCAGGGGCUUCUUGAAGACCACAGCAUCCUCAUCUCCCUCUCCCCUUUGCAAGUGAUAAGUCGACUUUUGAGUCGACUCAAAGAUGGCUGCGCUGCGCUGCAGGGGCUUCUUGAAGACCACAGCAUCCUCAUCUCCCUCUCCCCUUUGCAAGUGAUAAGUCGACUUUUGAUUCGACUCAAAGAUGGCUGCGCUGCGCUGCAGGGGCUUCUUGAAGACCACAGCAUCCUCAUCUCCCUCUCCCCUUUGCAACUCACGGGCACGCUCAAGAAGAUGGCGGCUCUGCAGGGGCUGUUGGAAGACUACAGCAUCCUCGAGGUGGCGCGCACAGGCCGUGUGGCAUUGUUGCGAGGCAGUGGAGUCAGCACGGAGUAUCUUGGCCAGAUGGAGCCGCAGCACUCCAUCUUCUGA
Molecule: messenger RNA, 2019 nt
Organism: Closterium sp. NIES-65
Lineage: Eukaryota; Viridiplantae; Streptophyta; Zygnematophyceae; Desmidiales; Closteriaceae
Source: the annotation of a GenBank genome assembly